AAAACAGCACCGGUUUAGUGCCUGAAAGAAAUGUUUUCAUGCCGCAGGAUGACAUUUCAGGAAAUUUGACAGAUAUUUACAUUAUAAUACACAGAUUUUAAACAUGAUGAAUUGCUGACUCGAGCGGGAACGCGACCAAACGGAAAAUCACCGGUUACAUAUUUGACGUGUGGCGACCUGACAUAUGAGGCUCUUCAAUGAGGUUCAGAACAAACACUGUAUUUCCAGGCAGCUUCGUCUCCACGUGUCUCUACCGACACCAGGGGUUCAACCCGGUCCAGUGGAGCCUACACAGAUCAUACUGCACCCAGCAGCAAAGCCCUAAAGAUGAGCCAAAUAAAACUACAUCUGCUAAAGAGCGCACGGCGUCUGCAUUAGCAUAUGCUGGAGAGCUGGGGAAACAGUGGGGACGCAAUGCGGUGAAAACCACAUCAGUGACCGUCAACUACUGGUGGGAGCGCUAUGAAGAGUUUGUCGGGCUUAAUGAAGUCCGAGAUGCUCAGUCCAAAGUCACAGAGGCUGAGAAGGCUUUUAUGGUUGCCAGAGGAAUUGUAAGGGAAGCUCACACCAGCCUGGAGGCUCUACAAGUUCGUCUGAAAGAAGUGAGAGACCGAUUGGACCGAGUGUCGCGUGAAGAGGCACAUUAUUUAGAGUUAGCAACACUUGAACACAAGCUACUGCAGGAAGAACGGCGCCUCAGAACAUCCCACGAGAAUGCAGAAGAAGCCGAGCGAGAGAAGUUCGCGCUCUUCUCCGCUGCGGUGCGUGAAAGCCACGACAAAGAAAGAACCAGGGCAGAACGCACCAAAAACUGGUCCAUCAUUGGCUCAGUGUUGGGUGCCAUCAUUGGCGUAAUGGGCUCCACAUACAUAAACCGGGUACGUUUGCAGGAACUCAAAAGCUUGUUGCUGGAGGCUCAGAAGGGGCCGGUGAGUCUUCAGGAAGCAAUCAAGGUGCAGGCCAGCUUACACAAAACGCAACAGGACGAACUCAGCAACCUCAUCCACUCACUCAGGACGACUUUGAAAGGCAGCGGAGAAGAUGCAAAAAUUGGCAAGCCGGCCAUCGUGCAACCAGCGGCCGCCGUUGUCCAAUCUUCCACAUCUGGUGCCUCGGAAGAAGCGAUUCAAGAGAUUCUCCAAAACAGCCAAAAAGCUCAAGGGCUCAUCGAAAGCCUUAAACCACAACUAGAGCAAGUGUGGGAGAGUUUAUCGAAGGUCGGGACAGAGCUGCAGACGGUGAAAACCACUCUACAGUCUCGUCCUUUAGAGAAGCCAGUCAUUCAAACCCGAGGCACGCAGCUUUUUGUUUGCGAUACUGAGACAGUCGUUCAAGGUCUCGGUCAAACGGAGAAGAGAUUAGAGGCGCAGAUCAACAAAACAAGUCUGUACAAUACCGUGCUGACGUGCGCCGCGUUCGCCGUGACCGUGCCAGUUCUGUACGUAUUGUUGAGAGGUACUUGAAAAGUAUGCCGGCAAUGUGCACUUUAGGGGCCAAUUAAUACACUAGAGGAUAAUGCAACUAUUAUUGUGAAGAUGAAAUUUAAUUAAACAUUCUGAGUACUGCU
Danio rerio (zebrafish) is the source of this 1567-nucleotide messenger RNA. RefSeq names its product coiled-coil domain containing 51 (gene ccdc51). The record is from RefSeq and is marked validated. Lineage: Eukaryota; Metazoa; Chordata; Actinopteri; Cypriniformes; Danionidae.